CCCCUUCCAUGCAAUCUUCUUCAGACAGUAUUUACUCACCUCUGCAAUUUUUCUCUAUCCUUGCAGCCCUGGUAGCAGCACACUGAUGACGUGUUGUACCCACCCCCUCCAGGAAGUGCCUUUUUUCACCUCUCCCACUUCGCACUUUACGGCGCCGCCCCUUGUUCUACUUACACAAGUUGACCGUGUGCGGUCCAUAUCGUUCUAGAAUGCUGUGCAGGGCAGCAGUAUGGAAUCUUUUGGCGACUGGGAGCUGCAGGAGAAGCUGCGGUGUCAGGGCUUUCUAUGGGGAUGGCAAAGGUACCUAAAAUGUCCUGGGUCAUUAGCAAGGGGACCUGUCAUCAUCAAUAUCACCAUCAUCACUGCUUGUACUAUGGAAGGCGAGCUACCUAGGGUGGUGAUGGCUUUGGUGAUGAGGAUUGCAUCACCAAAGAUGCUCAGCCAACCACAUGUAGAACUGCAAUUGUCAGGCUAUCACUGUAUUAUGGAUGGGGUCUUAUUCACUAAAUACUGAAUUGUUGUGAAUUGAAAAUAGAAGUUAUUAAAAUACUGGUUUGGGGGGAAAAAAAUUCUUCAGGUUGCCUACAAAUACAACCUGGCUAUUUUUAUUGUAUUUUGUUUGUACUGUAAGCCUAAGGGUCUGAGGUUUUUAGAAAGGUUGAGCAGAAAUAUAUCAAUUUCUGCUCAUAGAAUUUCCUAAAACCAAACUAUUCAUGUGCCAAGAUGGGUCAGUAGUAAAACUAAAGUUGUAAACCCUGAGAUUUGUGAAUAAACCCGAAUAUAAAAGCUCCCACUAAACAGUUCGUAUGCAAGUGGCUUAUACGGGUAAAGUAAACCGGUACAGCUUAGCUGAAAGUAUUUUGUUGUUUUUUGGUUUUUUUUGUUUAGUGCCAUAACCCACAGUUUGUGUAUACACCCAUACCCGAACAUAUUGCAGGCAUUGACUUAAAUCUUGAUGCAGUUGAAAUUUACACAAAGCAAUAAAACAAGACCGUAAAACGCAAUCGAAGGCAGCAGCUGCCAACAGGUAGUCCUCCAGAUGUGGAACUGCAUCUCUGAUGGUGCUUCGUCCAAAGCACAGAAAAGCAGUGCAUUGCAGUGGGGAAGAUGUAGACCCCUGCCAGAUGUCCCGUUGGAUUUCCCAUAGUUAAAAGAUUUUGUUUGGCCUGUGUGACAUAAUUUUAUUUAUUUUGCAGAUAAAAUUCAGCAGAUGAAGCCAGAUGAAUCGGAGUUAAGGCCUCUUUAUAUGGAUGUUCAAGCUACCACUUCGCUGGUCUGUAUCUAACUGUCAUAAUCAUUUAGAACAUUACCUGAAACUAUUGCAUUUCUUGGAAUUCAGUCUUUUCAGUUAAAAUAAUAUAUCAUCCUCAUUUUAAACAUUUUAAUUUAACCUCUAUGUUAUAACAUGUCAUCUCAGACAUUUGCUUGUCUACCUUUCCCACUCCCUUUUUCUGACCGCCAUCGUUGUACAACUUUGUUUAGAUUGUCAGUUACUUGACCCUUUGCUCACCAUUUUGCAACCAUUAAAAUCAUGUCCUCUUCCCACCUGUAGCAUAUUUUGUCAGGUAGUUUUGAAAUGCAACGGGCAGUUGCAAUAUAGUGAGAAUUGGGUCCGAUAAUUCACAGUCUGACACAAUAUGCUUACACAUGGCUGUCAAAACAAGUCAGAAAGACGGCAAGGUGUUUCUUCUAAAAUUUCAAUAUACACAAUUUAAAAAAAGAAUAAAAUAUUAGAUGGUGUAUGAUAAAAUAAAGAUGAUAUUAAAGGGACACUAUAGGCACCUGAACAACUUUAGCUUAAUGAAGCAGUUUUGGUGUAUAGAACAUGCCCCUGCAGCCUCACUGCUCAAUCCUCUGCCAUUUAGGAGUUAAAUCCCUUUGUUUAUGAACCCUAGUCACACCUCCCUGCAUGUGACUUGCACAGCCUUCCAUAAACACUUCCUGUAAAGAGAGCCCUAUUUAGGCUUUCUUUAUUGCAAGUUCUGUUUAAUUAAGAUGUUCUUAUCCCCUGCUAUGUUAAUAGCUUGCUAGACCCUGCAAGAGCCUCCUGUAUGUGAUUAAAGUUCAAUUUAGAGAUUGAGAUACAAUUAUUUAAGGUAAAUUACAUCUGUUUGAAAGUGAAACCAGUUUUUUUUUCAUGCAGGCUCUGUCAAUCAUAGCCAGGGGAGGUGUGGCUAGGGCUGCAUAAACAAACAAAGUGAUUUCCUUUAACCCCUUCAGGACGGAUGACGGACGAGGUCCGUCAUCCUGGGGAUGCCCUUAACGACGGGUGACGGACCUCGUCCGUCACGCGGUAAAAUUAACCCCGCGAUCGCCGCAGUGCCGGCGAUCGCGGGGUUAACGCUGUUGCUGGGUGCCUCCGAGUCAGGGGCAGACCAGCAACAGCAAAUCGCAAUGUCCCAGCACAUGUGAUCGCUGUGACAGCCAGUCACAGCGGUCACAAUGCUGCUGGGACAUCUGAUCCGCCUCCCUCCACCUCUUGUGGGUUUGUGAAGUGGAGAGAGACGGAUCGGUGCUACAUUGUGUCCCUGAGGAAUAGCUAAGGUGUAAUAAAAAUUAACUAUCCCUUUUCCCCUGUCAAAAAAAAAAAAUUAACCCUUUCCCUGCUGCUUGAUCACUGCUAGCAGUGAUCAAUAUACAGGUCACAGUACUUUACUGUGAUCUAUUUUUUUUUUUACACUUAAGGGUUAAAUUUUAUUUUUUUUUGUAACCCUAAGGGGUUCAAUUUUAUUAUUUUAUUUUAUUAAUUUGUGAUUUAGUUAGUUGGGUGGGUGGAAUUUAGUGUUAAUUGGGGAAUUUAGUUAGGGGUAAAAAAAAAAAAAAAGUUUAGUUAUUUAGUUAAAGUUUUCUUGUUUCUGUGUUAACUGUAUUAACAAUGUUGCGAAAGUAUAGCGCAGAGGAGGCUUAUGCCCUGUUAGCCGCUGACUCAGAGGCGACCGACACUGCCUCAGAGAGUGACGCAGGGAGUGACGCAGGGAGUGACGCAGGGGACAGGGACUAUGUGCCAGAUUCUGCAGUAACAUCAGAGGAAAUCGCUGAUUCCCCUAAUGUUCAAUAUGGCACAGAUGACUGGGUACCCCCUAAUCAUUUUUCACCAGACAUCCCAGUGUUCACUGCCAAUCCUGGCAUACAGGCUGACCUGUCUGGCUAUAAUGCGCUGGAUUGUAUGGAGCUGUUUUUGGGGGAUGAUUUUUUUUGGGAGGUAGUUACCCAGACAAAUCUGUAUGCGGAGCAAUAUCUUGCACGCAACCAAGACUCCCGAAUCGCCAGGACAGAGAGAUGGUACCCAACCAGUGUGCCAGAAAUUAAACAAUUCUGGGCACUGACAAUGUUAAUGGGGAUAGUUAAAAAGCCCACAAUUAGAAUGUAUUGGACUAAAAAUCCUAUUUUUAAUACCCCCAUUUUUUCCCAGACAAUGCAUAGGGAGCGAUAUGAGGACAUACUGCGUUUUAUGCACUUUAAUGACAAUAUGAAGUGCCCCCCAAAAGGUCAUCCACAGUAUGACAUUCUUUAUAAAAUACGCCCCCUAAUUUCCCACUUAAAUGAAAAAUUUGCCACUAUUUACACCCCCAAAAAACACAUUUCAAUUGAUGAGUCCCUCAUGAAAUAUAAGGGAAGACUGGGAUUUAGACAAUAUAUCCCAUCCAAAAGAUCCCGGUAUGGGAUAAAAUUUUAUAAAUUAUGUGAAAGUGGCAGUGGCUAUGUAUACACCUUUCGUGUAUAUGAAGGAAGGGAUAGCCACAUUGAUCCCCCAGGUUGCCCAGAUAUAAUAGGGACAAGUGGGAAAAUUGUCUGGGAUUUAAUAAUGCCCUUACUUAACUAUGGUUAUCACUUAUAUAUUGAUAACUUUUAUAACAGCAUCCCACUCUUACAAAUGCUGUACUGUUUUGAGACCGUGGCCUGUGGCACUAUCAGGAAGAGUCGCACAGGUUUCCCAAAGGCUCUAGCAGAAAAAAAAUUAAAAAAGGGGGAAACAGCAGCUCUCUGCCAAAAUGAACUGCUGGCACUCAAGUACCGCGAUAAAAAGGAGGUUUUCAUCCUAACUACCAUCCACGGGGAAAACACUCGCAGGGUCGCAGUUCGUGGCAGAGAGGAAUAUAAACGGGUGCCAGUCUGCAUACAGCAAUAUAAUCGACAUAUGGGGGGAGUUGAUCUGUCCGAUCAACUAAUGCAGCCGUAUCUAAUCAUGCGCAAAACCAGGGCAUGGUAUAAAAAAGUGGGCAUAUAUAUAAUGCAGACGGCAGUCCACAAUGCCUUUAUUAUUUUUAAAAAGGCAAAUGCUCAGCUGAAAUGCACAUUCCUUUCAUUUCAAUUUCAGCUCAUUUCUGGGUUACUUGAGUGCCACAGAGGGGGACAAUCAGUGGAGCCUAGCAGAAGAAUGGAGGCAGGUCACUUCUGCUUCAAGAUUCCAUCAACCUCCAGAAAGAAAAACCCCCAGAAAAGAUGCAGGGUGUGCUACAAGAGGGGCGUAAGAGUUGAGACCAGCUAUUACUGUCCUGAUUGCCCCUCUCAGCCCGGCCUAUGUAUUGGCCACUGUUUUAAAGUUUUCCACACCCAGGCCGAAUAAGCAGACCAGUUUUGGGGUCUGAAUUUAGUCAACUGUCUGGUUACCAAAUCUUGGCUUUGUCUCCCGUUUAUCCUGUCUUCUCUGAUCCUUGACCUCGGCUUGUCCUAUCGUUGUUCCAUUUCUCUUUACCCCUUUGACCUCGGCUUGUACCUUGACUAUUCUCUGCUUGUAUAGCCCGGCCAUUCUAAGGACCGGUAUUACAAGUGUCUCUCUCUGUGUUCUCUCUCUUUUUAGUCUGUCUGUGUUUUGGAAUCCGUGACAGCGUUGCCCGUGACACAGAUUACUGGGUACUACCCCCAGAUAGGAUUAAGCCAACUAUUCCCCCUUUUCACAGCAAAUAGUAUGCACUUGUUCAUAAUUUGAAUUGAUGAGCUGCUUAUACUUAAAAAUAUAUGUGGUCUUUGAGAGGUAAUUUGCAGUCCUGGGCUGCUAAAAUAACACUUUGGCCCAGCAUCCACUUUUGAAAAAUAUGAAAGUGAUGUGUCAAGGUGCCCCUUCAACAUCCACAUAUCCCUGAAAAAGGUACACAUGGGGGUAUUGCUGCACUAAGAGGACAUAGCUGAGCAACAUAUUAGGUGUUCUACUGCCAUAGCACACAUAAGGAUUACAAAAUAUACAGUAACAACUCCAAGUGUGUGUCAAAAAGGCAGAAAAAAAUGCUCAUUGUAACUAGACUUGGUACAAACUAACAAAAAAAUGAUCCAACGCUAAGGUUUAAAAUAUGCCUUUUGAAAUGCCCUGGGGUGUCUACUUUAAAAAAUGGUAGGCCUUUGUGGGGUAAUUUGAACUUAAAACCUGCUAAGAUGCUUGGAAAUUGCACAUGGGCCAAGCGUCAAAAUUCAAAGUUCGGUAAAAACUGAUAUGGCUUGGUCUCCAAUGUGCCCCUUCAACAUCCACAUAUCCCUGAAAAGGGUACACAUGGGGGUAUUGCAGCAUUAAGAGGACAUAGCUGAGCAACAUAUUAAGUUUUCUACUGCCAUAGCACACAUAAGGAUUACAAAAUAUACAGUAACAACUCCAAGUGUGUGUCAAAAAGGCAGAAAAAAUGCUCAUUGUAACUAGACUUGGUACAAACUAACAAAAAAAUGAUCCAACGCUAAGGUUUAAAAUAUGCCUUUUGAAAUGCCCUGGGGUGUCUACUUUAAAAAAUGGUAGGCCUUUGUGGGGUAAUUUGAACUUAAAACCUGCUAAGAUGCUUGGAAAUUGCACAUGGGCCGAGCGUUAAAAUUCAAAGUUCGGUAAAAACUGAUAUGGCUUGGUCUCCAAUGUGCCCCUUCAACAUCCACAUAUCCCUGAAAAGGGUACACAUGGGGGUAUUGCAUCAUUAAGAGGACAUAGCUGAGCAACAUAUUAGGUGUUCUACUGCCAUAGCACACAUAAGGAUUACAAAAUAUACAGUAACAACUCCAAGUGUGUGUCAAAAAGGCAGAAAAAAAUGCUCAUUGUAACUAGACUUGGUACAAACUAACAAAAAAAUGAUCCAACGCUAAGGUUUAAAAUAUGCCUUUUGAAAUGCCCUGGGGUGUCUACUUUAAGAAAUGGUAGGCCUUUGUGGGGUAAUUUGAACUUAAAACCUGCUAAGAUGCUUGGAAAAUGGCACAUGGGCCGAGCGUCAAAAUUCAAAGUUCGGUAAAAACUGAUAUGGCUUGGUCUCCAAUGUGCCCCUUCAACAUCCACAUAUCCCCGAAAAGGGUACACAUGGGGGUAUUGCAGCACUAAGAGGACAUAGCUGAGCAACAUAUUAGGUGUUCUACUGCCAUAGCACACAUAAGGAUUACAAAAUAUACAGCAAUAUCUCCAAGUGUGUGUCAAAAAGGCAGAAAAAAUGCUCAUUGUAACUAGACUUGGUACAAACUAACCAAAAAAUUAUCCUACGCUAAGGUUUAAAAUAUGCCUUUUGAAAUACCCUGGGGUGUCUACUUUAGGAAAUGGUAGGCCUUUGUGGGGUUUUUUGAACUUUCCAACUGCAAUAAUGUCCCAAAUUGAAGCAUAGGCCAAUUAAAUCCAUCUCUCAAAAUUGUACUGUAAAUACUGAAAUGGAUAGGUCUCCUAUAUGGCACUGUAGCUUCACGAAAUAGUGCUAAAGACAUACAAUGGGGGUGUCAUUUUACUCAGAAGACUUAGCUGAGCAUAAUUCGGGGGGUUUGAACUUAGUGGCACAUGUGAAAUACACAAAAUGCCUAGCAAAAAUGCAAUCCAUAUGUAAAAAACGCACAAAAUUAUUUUUUACCACAUAAUUUGGCAUAUAUUGGUGAAAAAAUGGGAGCACGUUAAGGCACAAUAUGCACCUUAUGAGAUACCCUGGAGUGUCUACUUUUACAAAUGGUAGGCCUUUGUGGGUUUUUUUUGAACAGUCAAACUGUUAUAAUACCCCAAAUGGACGCAUAGGCUCAUCAAAUCCGUCUCUCAAAAUUCUACUUUGAAUACUGAAAAGGAUAGGUCUCCUAUAUGGCACUGUAACUUCACGAAAUAGUGCCAAAGACAUACAAUGGGGGUGUCAUUUUACCCAGAAGACUUAGCUGAGCAUAAUUUGGGGGGUUUGAACUUAGUGGCACAUGUGAAAUACACAAAAUGCCUAGCAAAAAUGCAAUCCAUAUGUAAAAAACGCACAAAAUUAUUUUUUACCACAUAAUUUGGCAUAUAUUGGUGAAAAAAUGGGAGCACGUUAAGGCACAAUAUGCACCUUAUGAGAUACCCUGGAGUGUCUACUUUUACAAAUGAUAGGCCUUUGUGGGGUUUUUUUGAACAGUCAAACUGUUAUAAUACCCCAAAUGGACGCAUAGGCUCAUUAAAUCCGUCUCUCAAAAUUCUACUUUGAAUACUGAAAAGGAUAGGUCUCCUAUAUGGCACUGUAACUUCACGAAAUAGUGCCAAAGACAUACAAUGGGGGUGUCAUUUUACUCAGAAGACUUAGCUGAGCAUAAUUUGGGGGGUUUGAACUUAGUGGCACAUGUGAUAUAUACAAAAUGCCCAGCAAAAAUGCAAUCCAUAUGUAAAAAACGCACAAAAUUAUUUUUUACCACAUACUUUGGCAUAUAUUGGUGAAUAAAUGGGGGCAUGUUAAGGCACAAUAUGCACCUUAUGAGAUACCCUGGAGUGUCUACUUUUACAAAUGGUAGGCCUUUGUGGGGUUUUUUUGAACAGUCAAACUGUUAUAAUACCCCAAAUGGACGCAUAGGCUCAUUAAAUCCGUCUCUCAAAAUUCUACUUUGAAUACUGAAAAGGAUAGUUCUCCUAUAUGGCACUGUAACUUCACGAAAUAGUGCCAAAGACAUACAAUGGGGGUGUCAUUUUACUCAGAAGACUUAGCUGAGCAUAAUUUGGGGGGUUUGAACUUAGUGGCACAUAUGAAAUAUACAAAACGCCCAGCAAAAAUGCAAUCCAUAUGUAAAAAAUGCACAAAAUUAUUUUUUACCACAUACUUUGGCAUAUAUUGGUGAAAAAAUGGGAGCAUGUUUAGGCACAAUAUGCACCUUAUGAGAUACCCUGGAGUGUCUAUUUUUACAAAUGGUAGGCCUUUGUGGGGGUUUUUUGAACAGUCAAACUGUCAUAAUACCCCAAAUGGAAGCUAAGGCUCAUUAAAUCCAUCUCUCAAAAUUCUACUUUGAAUACUGUAAAGGACAGGUCUCCUAUAUGGCACUGUAGCUUCACGAAAUAGUGCCAAAGACAUUCAUAUGGGGUGUCAUUUUACUCAGAAGACUUAGCUGAGCAUAAUUUGGGGGGUUUGAACUUAGUGGCACAUAUGAAAUAUACAAAACGCCCAGCAAAAAUGCAAUCCGUAUGUAAAAAAUGCACAAAAUUAUUUUUUACCACAUACUUUGGCAUAUAUUGGUGAAAAAUGGGGGCAUGUUAAGGCACAAUAUGCACCUUAUGAGAUACCCUGGAGUGUCUACUUUUACAAAUGGUAGGCCUUUGUGGGGUUUUUUUGAACAGUCAAACUGUUAUAAUACCCCAAAUGGAUGCAUAGGCUCAUUAAAUCCGUCUCUCAAAAUUCUACUUUGAAUACUGAAAAGGAUAGGUCUCCUAUAUGGCACUGUAACUUCACGAAAUAGUGCCCAAGACAUGCAAUGGGGGUGUCCUUUUACUCAGAAGACUUAGCUGAGCGUAAUUUGGGGGGUUUGAACUUAGUGGCACAUGUGAAAUAUACAAAAUGCCUAGCAAAAAUGCAAUCCAUAUGUAAAAAACGCACAAAAUUAUUUUUUACCACAUAAUUUGGCAUAUAUUGGUGAAAAAAUGGGAGCAUGUUAAGGCACAAUAUGCACCUUAUGAGAUACCCUGGAGUGUCUACUUUUACAAAUGGUAGGCCUUUGUGGGUUUUUUUUUGAACAGUCAAACUGUUAUAAUACCCCAAAUGGAUGCAUAGGCUCAUUAAAUCCGUCUCUCAAAAAUCUACUGUGAAUACUGAAAAGGACAGGUCACCUAAAUGGCACUGUAACUUCACGAAAUAGUGCCAAAGACAUACAAUGGGGGUGUCAUUUUAAUCAGCAGAUGUAACUGAACACAAGAUAAAACUUUGUACAGGAAUAGCACACCAACUUUACAAAAUAAACAUGAGAAGUUCUUUGUUAUAAGUUUGUGUGCCAAAAACCCCAAAAAACUAAAUUUUACUCCAAUAUUUAGCAGAGGUUGGCGGUGAAAUGGCUAUGUAGAAAGUGUCAAAACCACCUUAGGUAAAUAGCCUGUGAUGUCUACUUUAUAUAAAUAUAUACUUUUGUGUGGCAAUUUUGUUUUCUUUUAUGGCUAUUAAGCUUACAAGACAAACAUACCAAAUUCUAAAAUCGCUCCACAUUAAAAGUUUAUUUUACUCCUUGUGCUUUGUGACCUGUAACUACCAAAAAAAACUGAAAAUCCCAGACACAUUAUAUAUUCUGUAAAUCAGAACAAAUAAAUAAAUUUAUUUUUAAUUACUUUCCUUAACCUGCACUAAUUAUGCACACAUUAUUAUUGCAAAAACUGUAAAAAAACCAAUAUUUUUCAUUUUUUUUUGCAUUUUUCUGUAUUUUUUUUAUAAUAAGUAAGCAUUUAUAUAUAUAUAUGUUAUAUCAAAUUAAAGCCCUUUCUGUCCUUUAAAAAACAGUAUAUAAUAUGUGUCGGUGCAAUAAAUGAGAGAGAUGCAAAUUGCAUUUGAACGCAAACAGCAAGAAAAUGCAAAAAUUGCUUGUGUCAUUAAGCGUAAGUCAAGCUUCUGAAGCUGUGUCCUUAAGGGGUUAAUGUAACACUAUAGGGUCAGUCACACAAACAUGUAUUCCUGAACCUAUAGUGCUAAAACCACCAUCUAGUCCCCACGCCCCUUGCCCUCCAAAAUCUUAAUUUUAUUCUAGACUGCUGCUGGCUCUGCCACUGAUCUGCCUGCUUGGCUGACAUCCUCAGAAGUGAUUUUCUGAGAUGAUCACAAUGCUUUCACAUAGGAAAGCAUUGGUUUUGCUGAGCUUUUCAAGGAGGCAGAUCAGAGGCAGAGCCAGUACAAGUCAAACACAGCCCUGGCCAAUGAACAACAUCUCAGAGAUGCAUUGAAUUAAUUAAUCUCUAUGAGGAAAGCUUAGUGUCUCCAUACAGAAGGUGGAGACACUGAAUGGCAGUACUGCCCCUGGAAGCACCUCUGAGGAGUGGCCAGUGGAGUUAAUGUAAGCCGUGUAUUUUCUCUGAAAAGCCUGAAGGGAAUGAUUAUACUCCAAUACAAUAAGCUGUAGUUGUUCUGGUGACCAUUGUGUAUUAUUAUUAUUAUUAUUAUUAUUAUUAUUAUUAAUUUUUUUUUUUUAAAUUAAUUAAUUUAUUUAUUUAUAAAGUGCCAGCAAAUUCUGCAGUGUUUCUUUAACUUCGUAAAAUAGAUCUUUUCCUUUCCAAAAAAGCAGCGUCACAACUAAACAAUUAGCUUUUAUAGGGUUAGAUUGACUCCUUUUUAUUUUUCUAUUUCUUGUUUUAAUCAUUAGAUUAUAAAAAAUGUUUCUACCCUUGUCCUCCCUCCCUGACCUUGUCUAUCCUCCAGUGAGGGGGAAUGACAUCAGCCAAGAAGGAUUAGGCUGAGGGAAGAACUUCGCCUCAGUGAUGGAAUAGAGGAAGAAUUAUUUUUUUUUUUUUUUUUUAAAGCAAAUUUUGCAUGGGGAGGACAGACCACCACAGAAAGAGUUACUGUAACCAAGACUGGUGUUUUCUGAAUUCUUUAACUUUACUCUUAGAUUGACCUAAUGUUAGACUGUGGCAGUUUUCGCAAAUAAAGAUUUUCUUUGAUUCGCUGAUAGGCAGUCAUGUUUGAGUUCUUAAAAUAUCUCUAUAUAUACUCUUCCUCUAUCUAGAUAUAUAUAUAUAUUUUUUUUUAUAUAAUUCUUUAUUUUUGAAAAGAUAGGUGAAGAGGUAAACAGCAAAUAUUCCAGUGUGUACAUAUUUAAUUCAAGAGACAAAAUAUAUUCAUAUCAUACAGCACGCAGGCAACACUCAUUUUGAUGUCUCAUUACUUCGCUGUCCCCUUCUCCCCCAUCUCCCAAUUUUUGUUCUAAUUUUUGAGAUUGAGGUAAAAGAUAGGCAGAAAGAAAUAGGAAGGAAAGUGAUAGUAAUAGAUAUAACGGUUAGAUAUCCUGCUGGGCAAGGAGCUAGACACCAGAGAUCUUAAAGAAUUUUUUUUUUUAUCGAAAAACAUUAAAUCAAGGCCGUGGUUGGUAAAUGGCAAUCUAAAACCUAUAAUCACUGCAGAAUUUCUGAUCUGUAUAACUAUUGUAAUUUUGUACUCAAGAUUCUGAUCUGUUACUUGUUUCUUAAUGUGUUUUCUUAAUGACCUCUUUCUGUUUAGGAUCCCCGAGUUCUAGACAGCAUGAUGCCUUUUAUGGUGAAUUAUUAUGGAAACCCUCACUCCAGGACUCAUGCCUAUGGAUGGGAGAGUGAAAAGGCAAUGGAGAAAGGUCGACAGGUAAUCUCUAUACGUCUGAUAUUUUAAUAUUUUAGAGAAUUCUACACUAUGGUAUACAAAGUCUAAUGUUUGGAAUGUCCUUUGAUCCAUACAAGUCAACAACUGCCUUAUAAUGCCCAGCUUUUAGAAGAAGCCAGUUGUCCCCAAAUGCCCAGCCUUCACCAGUAUUCAACCAUUGAUACAAAAUUGUCAUCAAAUGACCUGACAAAAUGUUGCCUUGGUUACCCACAUUUUUUUUAAAUUUAUUUUUUUAAUGCAUUUCUCAUGAUGCUCAGCUGGCCAAAAAGCUCUCUCUUUAUAUGGUGAAUUGUUUCUCCUUUAAUAAAAUGUAUUGUUUCUUUACCUUCUUUCUGUUUGUAUUGUAUUGUAGUCUAUGUUUAGACUAUUCUAUAUGUUCUGCCAGCUGUUCAUGUGUUCAGAUACUUAAUAAACACACUAAAAAUGUCGCACCUUCUCUUCUACAGCAAGUUGCCUCUCUGAUUGGAGCAGAUUCUCGUGAAAUCAUUUUCACAAGUGGUGCAACAGAGUCAAAUAAUAUUGCAUUGAAGGUAAUGUUUCGUUUGAGUGCAAAUCUAAAAUAAUGGUACACGGAUCUAUGUUUACUACUUGUCGACCCCCGUAAAUAGAGAGUGUUUUGGGCAACUUGUGAAUAUUUUAAGUUUCUCAAGUUCCCGUACAGGUGUGUUCUCAUUUGCAUCCUAGAGAUACUAUAACUCAUAUUUUUCUAAAUAUGCUGAUGAAAAAUACUGGGGGGGGGGGGAGAAACAAAUAACAUAGCUGUUUGCUUUAUUUUAAAAACAUUAAUGUAAUGUUGCCAAGUGUGAAAUUUUAAAUAUGGUUGAUUACUGUUAAAUCACCCAUUGUACAGCGCUACGGAAUUUGCUGGUGCUAUAUAAAUAAUAAUGAUAAUAAAGGAAUUUUCUUCACACAUAAGUACUUCAGCUUACUUAAAGCGGCACUGUCAUGCCGAAUCCUGUUUUGUUUUUGUUGGGUUUUUUUUAACCCCCCUUCCGUCUCCACUAUCUCUAACUGACCCCCUAGUCACCCCCAAAUGCCCUUAAGCCCCCCACAUUACCUAAUGUUUUAUCUUUAUUUUCUGCCCCGAUCUUUAUUCAGGGCGUCGCCAUCUUUGUGUGGGUAGAUGAAGUCCCUGUGGGACACGUCAUAUGCCCACACUAGAUAGACUGUGAGAUUCCCGCACAUGCCCAGUGAAACACUUGGACAUGCGAACAGGAAUUUAAUCUAUUCAUUCAUUCAUCAGACAGACGAAUUAAUGAAUAGAAAUGUCAGACGAACAAACUAACUAAUCGUUCAGUUUAUUACAAGGAGGGAGCUACCGGCGCACAGCUCCCUCCUUGUAAUAUGUAAAGAUAGAAGCUAUACCACUAUACCGCUAUACAGCGAGUAGGGGCAUGUCUACUAAACAGUGAGCAGCCUGUGGCUGCUCACUAUAAAAAAAACAAAAAUAACAAAAACUAUUGGUCCCCACCCCUAAAUGACGGGUGGGGGCCCUAAAGUAAAAUAAGGGGUGAGACCUACUGUCCUCCCCCCCCCCACCCUUGGGCGGCGGGUGGGGGCCCUAAGUCAAAUUCCCCCAUCAAAGGUGACUAGGGGUCCCCAAGCCCCUAGUCACCCACCCCCCCCCCACCCAAAUAAAAAGUCCCCUACCUUGCCCCCUCACCCUAAAAAAUAGUGAGGGGGAAUAAAAUAACUAACCUGUAAAGUAAAAUUAAACUUACCAUUCGACGUCUUCUUUUUUCUAAAAUCUUAAUUUUUCAGCCCCAAAAAAGGCCAAAUAAAAAACCAUCAUAACCAUCAAACUUAAAAUAAAAUAAAAACCAGAGCGCAAAAAAAAAUCCAUCUUCACCCAUGGAGGGCUCCGCGCAGACUGAGCUCCACAGGGCGGGGGAAGGCUUAUAAAGCCUUGUCCCGCUCUGCAAUUAGGCUAAGAACACUCUGAUUGGUGGGUUUAAGCCAAUCAGAGUGCUCUUUGUCAUUUUACACAGCAUGGGAAAAUUCCAAAGAACUUUCCCACGCUGUGUAAAAUGACACAGAGCACUGUGAUUGGAUGGAUUUCAAGCCAUCCAAUCACAGUGCUCUGUGUCAUUUUACACAACGUGGGAAAGUUCUUUGGAAUUUUUAAGGUGUCAUAAUUUCAAUGUUAUGAGUGUUCUUAAAAAACCAAUGCUUGUGGUAUUGCUGCUAUGUUCCUUUGUUGCUCAAAAUUUGUAUUAAUGCUUUGCAAUGUCAGUAUCUCGGGUAAUAAAAGGUUGUGCCAUAUAUAAGUGUUUCUGUUGUUUUUCUUUGUAACAUAAAGGGAGUUGCCAGAUUCUACAAGUCGCGUAAGAAGCACAUCAUCACUACACAGACAGAGCACAAGUGUGUACUGGAUUCAUGUCGGUCACUAGAGGCAGAAGGAUUCCAAAUCACGUAUCUUCCUGUCAAAAGUAACGGCUUGUUGGACUUGAAGGUUAGCCCUGGACUUCAUCUAAGUGGAUAAAAGAAAUAUAUAAAAAUAUGUAUAUUAUAUUGUAUGCUUCAACGCUGUUUUUUUUCGUCUAGGUCUUGGAGGAAGCAAUCCGACCAGACACAAGCCUGGUGUCUGUAAUGGCUGUGAACAAUGAGAUAGGUGUGAAACAGCCUAUACACGAGAUGGGUAACUUCUCUAAUAAUUUUUUUCCUAAUAUUUGACAUACAUAAGUAUUCUUUUUAUUUACCCCAUAACAGUAUUUUGUGCUGAGUAACAUAGUAGGUGUCCUGUAUCAAAAAUAUAAAGCGACACUAUAGUCACAAAACAAUUUUAGCUUAAUUAACCAGUUUUGGUGUAUAUCAUUAUGCCCCUGAGGUUUCACUGCUCCGUUCACUGCCAUUUAGGAGUUAGAUCACUUUUAUUUUAUGCAGCCCUAGCCCCACCUUCCCUGGCUGUGGCUGAUACAGCCUGCAUGAAAACAAACUGGUUUUGUUUUCAGUCAGAUGUAACUUACUUUAAAAGUUUUUAUCUCCUGUUUUGUAAAAUGAACUUUAGUCACACAGAAGAUGUUCCUGCAGGGUCAAGAAUGUGUAUUAACAGAGCAGGAGAUAGGAAAUUCUAAAUUAACUAAAAUGUACAAUAAAGGAAGUUUAAACAUCAGAUGUCUCCUUACAGGAAGUGUUUAGGAAGACUAUGCAAGUCACAUACAGGGAGGUGUGACUGGCGCUGCAUAAACAACGUGAUAUAACUCCUAAAUGGCAGAGAAUUGAGCAGUGAGACUGCAGGGGCAUGAUCUAUGCACCAAAAUUGCUUCAUUAAGCUAAAGUUGUUUUGGUGCCUAUAGUGUCCCUUUAUUUGUAUUAUUUUUUAUUUUAUUUAUUUUUAUGCGUAAACAAUUUCUUGGACUGAUCUCCUCCUAGAAAUAAAUAUUAAACUGUUGUGAUGAAGGCACAAUCUAAAACACAGGGAAGUGCUGUUGUUCUGACUUUGUUAUUGUGAUAAGCAACUUUCUGGAGAAAGGUAUUCCUAAAACAAUUUAUUCAGAUAGUUUUGCUCAAAUAUGGUCAAUGUUACUGAACUUAAAGUAAAAAGAACAUGCUGUUCCAAACUUGAAAGAAAAGUCUCUCACGAACAAAAAAUAAACACAUAGAUGGUCUACGGACUUGCUCAUAAGUCAUCCACCAGUGCAGUUCAUCCCUUGGUGGUUUUCCCCGUCAUUCCGUAGUCAUGUAUGACCUCCUCUCCAGAACACCUCCAGGCGCCAUCUUUAAUAUCCUGUGUAUCUUCUAAGUUCAUCAUCAGAUUGGGCAAAGCGUUCUAUUCGGCUUUUAAAUUCAGUAACAAUUGAAUUAACGAGGAGGCAAUUGAUUUAUUUAAACUUAUUUAACUGAUCUCCUAAACAAGAGGCAUUUUUCUUAACUAGUUGUUAUGUAAACCAUUGAAAUUUUACAUAAUUUAAUAUUGGCCCCAUUCUAAUGUAAAAUACUAACACACUUUAGGGUCCUCGACUCCUGCAUUUGGAAAGCCUAGGUUUAAAACUCAUUAUAUAUAUAUAUAUAUAUAUAUAUAUAUAUAUAUAUAUAUAUAUAUAUAUAUAUAUAUAUAUAUAUAUAUAUAUAUAUAUAUAUAUAUAUAAUAUUUUAUUUUUUUUAUUUUAUUUUUUCACUCGGUUUCCUUAUCAGGAAAUGUUCAAUUUUUUUUUUUAUCUUUCUCUACUUUCACCUGUUCUCAAUGCUUAUCUUUUUGCCGUUUACCACUUUAUUGCUGAAACAUUACAGCGUGCCUACGUCGGUGUUUAGUCAAACAUGUAUUUUUCAUUGUGUAUAUAAAUGUUCAGGCUAGCCAUGUUAGUUGCAGAUGAUAUAAAACAGCUGAAGGUCCACACUUGGAUAUUGUCCAGGAAUAAGGGCCAACUGUUUAUGACUCGGCAUUAUAACAACAUGCUGCGUUUUGGUAUCGGCUAACACACAUGGAUAAAUGUACAUUUGUGCAACAUUAUUCUACAACAGACUCUUAAUCUAGCAGAAAUUUGUCUAAAUGUCACAGUUUCAGUUUCUGAUCUCGGUGCCACUUCCAUUUAGAUUUGUCUUUCUUUUUGCAGGACAUAUUUGUAGCUCGCGUAAGGUAUUUUUCCACACAGAUGCAGCACAAGCAGUGGGAAAAAUUCCAGUCAAUGUUAAUGAGAUGAAGAUUGAUCUGAUGAGUAUCAGCGGACAUAAAGUCUAUGGGCCCAAAGGUGUGUUGAUCAUUUACAGUACUGAUUGGGUCUAAUAUGAGUAGAACUUUUACAUUUUUUAAUUUAUUUUUUCUUUUCUUCUUCAAUACAUAGUAAAUCAUGUCUCCCAUAAUGGUGAAAGUGAUAUUUUUUUUUUUUUAAUUCUUUAUUUUAUUUGUGCUUGGAGUAACAGUAAACAUGCAGAGCCACGACAGCUGCUGCAGGCAUAGUCAUAACAUUUCACAUAGCACAUUUUUAUAAUAUAGAUUUAACAAGCUUUAACAUCAUCGAUUUGUGGUAUUUAGUAAUCAUGCUAAGACAAAUAGCACAAUUUAAAGUGUUAUGGAAGGCAGGCUAAACAUAUUUCUCAACAUGAGGUUAAUUCUCAUUUUAUCAACAUAUUAAACAUGCUUGUACCAGUCAGGGAGUAGAGACUGUUAGGCUGGGCGACUUAGGCUUGAUGCUCUGACUGCUGUAGUGGUUGCCUUAGUGAGGUGUCAUAUGUUGGGAUGGUGAAGCGUAUCUAAGAUGGGAGAAGACCACCAAGUGUGAGGAACAUUUUGUUUAGCCAUAAGGUGAAAGUCUGGCAAGCUAGUGGGGGAGUAUAUCUAAAAGGUUAUUCAUGUCUUUGGUAACAGGCUCUGCAUCUUCAACUAAAUAAAAACUCAAACUGAAUGCAUUAAUAACAACUAAGGAGAAUGACACAGGUACAGUCUGCAAGUCUAUAUCAGCCAAUACCACAUGUGUGAGGCAGGCGGAAUCUGGGUUUUCGUGUUGGCAGGCCGUUUCGAUCAAGUCCUCCUUUAUCCUCAGGUCUUGGUCGGGAGUCCCCCAGAGCGUGCAGGCCAUCACAUAGGUGUUGCUGUUCCUCCGCUCCAGGAGCCAGAUCUGUGAUGCCUUCCAGUGCUUCUUUAUCUCUGGGCUCUUCGUCUGCAUAGACAGUGCCCGUCGCCCCCUGGGAGCCUCUAUCACUGACGGGCUCACUUGGCUGCAGGUGUUUGAUGGGCUGGACAUCCAUCCGGUCUCUCAGCUUAUUUGACUUUGACGCGUUCGGUUCACGCUGGAGAGCCCCCCCAGGGGCAGGUACGGAAAGGGUCUGCUGUAGCUGUCGAGCCUCUAUUCGGGCCCAGAAGGCUGUGCAGAGCUUGUCGAACGCUGUGUUGAAUCUGAGUUCCCACGAGGGUGUUUGAGGUACACAAGGCUUGGGUUCUUCGGGGUUCAUUUUUUUUUUUAAAUUCUUUAUUUUUCUUGUGCUUAUGGUUACAACAUGCUUGCAGCGCCACGACAGCGUGUACAAGCUAUUCAAUAUCAUACAGUGUCAUGGCAGAGUAAACAGCACAUUUAUAUUUUUGAAAUAUAACCGGUUUGGUACAAGUGGAUAGAACUUUUAUAGCUAGUUUAUGCAUGCUAAGUUGAGUAGUGUGGAUAUGGUUCUUAAGUUACAGGCCAUGCAAGUUAACGACAGGUAUAGAUUUUCUACACUGCUUGGAUUUAAAUUUAACCACCAGGGGGGCAGCGAGCCUCUGAGUUUGCUGGAUAAACUGACAUGUAGGCUUAUCUAUUUUUAAAAGAGUUACAUGUGGGUCUGCUGAAUAGGGUCAGCUGCAAUAAUGCUAGACAUAUCAGUAUGAAUAAAAACUAAAAAACAGAAGACACAAAGCGUUCUGCUGGGCUUUUGAUUAUGGUUAUACAGGGUUAGCAGUCACUUAGUUACUCCUGCAGCUGUGCGGGGUCGGCAGGUGUCCUGGCUAUAAUCAAGUCGCUGGUGUUCCCCGCUGGUUGCGUGAGUGCCCAGGCACCCGUUGGCCAGGAGUACGUUUGGUCGCAUGUCUGCAGGCUUCAGCCUCAAGUAUGAAAAGAGGCUUGUGUCCUAUGUCCGUUGCACUUCUGUGCCCAUUCAGGGUUAUAGUCCCAAGUGAGUCCCCGCAGAUCCGCCGGAGACCAUGUGAGAUGUUGCCUCAGAUAAUAUAUAAGCUGUGCUUACAUGUUGAAUGUGCCCUCCUUAGAGUCGUACGGUGGGUGGAAAGUGUGUGUCGUUGUUUGCGGGACACAGUCAAUGCUUGGUGUUCUGGUCCGCCUCUGUUUUCAAGCGGUGCCCAGCGGUUGCUCUAUUGCUGCCACCUCCAUUCUCCCACUAGUGAGGGACGCGGCGGCCAUCUUAGGUUUCGCCAUGCGGUCCCUAGUCUUUCGGUUCGCAGCCCAAGCGUCAUGAGUGGUCGCUGCCUCUCCGGUGGGGUCCGGGAUAACCCCCCCGGCCCACAGGGGGGGAGAACGGGGCCCUCAGUAGGCGUGCGAGAGGUCCCGCCGGACUAAGCACGGGAGACCGGCCGCAUCUCCCGCCAGAGCCUCACGACGGGCCGCAAUCCCAGCUGCCCAGUAAUCAGCAUCGCCGGUAGGACGGGAGUCGGUUUGUGCACCAGGAGUUGUGCUCAGGUCCCCUGUGUCGCCCAUUAGCAGCUGUGUGGCUUUUUCAGGGGAGGAAGAGUUAUUUGAAGCUAAAUGUUUAGGUUUCAUGGAGGAGCCGAGCUGUUCCACGUCCAUCCAGCUUGGCGGUCAGGCCCCGCCCCCCGUUCUUCGGGGUUCAUGUUGGCGAGCUUUGCUUCUCCUCGCCACGCUGGUUCCUCUGCAGCGGCCAUCUUGGGGCCUCUGUAGAGUUUCAGGCUUAUUGGAGUUGUGCUGGCUGGUUUGUGCCAGAGUGCUGAGAUUCUUUGGUGGGGUCCGGGAUAACCCCCACCGGACCACAGGGGGGGAGUACGGGUGCCAGCCGUGUGUAGGAUUGGCCUCUCCGGGCCAGGAUCGGAAGAUCGGCCGCUUCUCCCGCCCUGUCCACAAAGGAGGCCGCAGUGUUCGAUUGGCCGUCAGUCGGCAUGGGCAUACAGUUGCUUGUCUUGUUUUGCUUCCAAGGAUGCCCAAGUGCGGCGGCAGGAAGCCAGGUGUGGGCUGAAAACAAUGAUUUUGGGGGCAAUAAAGCGCUAUUUGCCCAGGAGCUGACAAGACAUGCGUCUGCUCGUCUUGAUGGUCAGGCCCCGCCCCCCGUGAAAGUGAUAUUUAUGCCCCACCUGGAAGACCCUUCAAAAGGGAUACGAUUUAGAUAGGUUUAAAAUGAACCAAUAUAUGUUUUAAUGCGUUCGUACCAGGAGAAAAAAGGGAGGUGAAAAAAAAAAAAAAAAAAUACAAAAGACUGACAGCGGGAGGAUAUUUUAAUUUUAAAGGGUCAGGAACACAAACAUGUAUUCCUGACCCUAUCAUGUUAAAACCACCAUCUAGCCCCCCUGGGCCCCUCAUGCCUCCAUAAAUAUAGCAAAAUCUUACUGUAUUCAAGCCUGAAUCUGUAACUCUGCAUGCUGUUAGACUCAGAAAAACAAACAGUCUGCUGAUAUAAUCAGAAGUGGUAGCUGAGACUGACCAAGAGGCAGAUCAGGGGCAGAGCCAGCUUGAUUCAAACACAGCCCUGGCCAAUCAGCAUUUCCUCAUAGAGAUGAAUUGAAUCAAUGAAUCUCUAUGAGGAAAGUUCAGUGUAUGCAGAGGGAGGAGAUACUGAAUGUUUGGAUGCAUUUUAGGCAGCCAUGACCCAGGAAGGAUCUCGAACAGCCAUCUGAGGAGUGGCCAGUGAAGUUAUCACUAGGCUGUAAUGUAAACACUGCAUUUUCUCUGAAAAGACCGUGUUGACAGCAAAAAGCCUGAAGGUAAUGAUUCUACUCACCAGAACAAAUUCAAUAAGCUGUAGUUGUUCUGGUGACUAUAGUGUCCCUUUAAGUUUUAAAAAGUCCCCUGAUGACAUCAUGCUGGAAUAUUAGUUCCCACUCUACCUUUUUAAGUGCAACACUAAAGCUUUGUGCCCUUCUCUUUUUGUAUGCCAGGAGUUCUGUUUGUUUAUUUACUUGAUGGUAUAUGUCUGUGAAAACCUUUUUCUUUUUCUUCCCUGCCGUUUAUCUGCUACAGUGACCACUCACACUUCUAUUUACUGCUCCAUACAGAAAUUAUAUAUAAUUUAUCUAAUGUAUUGCAUGACAAUAAAUAUUACGGUGUGUAUGUUUAGGAAUUGGAGCAAUUUAUGUCCGUCGACGACCAAGGGUCAGAGUGGAAGCCCUGCUUAGUGGUGGUGGUCAAGAAAGAGGCCUGAGAUCUGGGACUGUCCCAGCUCCGCUCACGGUUGGAUUUGGUAGAGCUUGUGAAGUAGCCCAGGAGGAGCUGCAGGUAUGUGCUGCAUGUGAUUUGCCCUGGACAGUUCUCCAUUUAAGUGGAUUGAUAAAGGGUUUUGUUUACUUUGGCCAUUCUAGAUGAAAUUUCUGCCAUUCUCAUGUAAGACUGAGCUCUCCCAUAAGAGCACUCCAGCACUGGAAUCCUGGGCAUCUACACCCCUCACACUGCCAUCACAUUUCUAGUUUUCCUUUCUUCCCUUUAAAAUAAAUAUUUUCUUUUAUUUUGUUUUCAGUAUGACCACAGGAGAAUCAGCUAUCUUUCUGAUAAACUAAUCAACAAUAUCAUGAGCCAAAUUCCACAAGUUGUUUUAAAUGGAGAUCCAGAACAUCGUUACCCAGGUAACAAACAUAUGUUAUGAAAGGUCACUCUUUGAUAACGUAGAGACGGACACAGAGCCGGCCUUAGGCCAUUAGCCGCCCUGUUCGAAAAAAACUUCAACAUCCCCCCUCCCUGUUCAUACCUUUACAUCAUGUAUUGUGUGUGUGUGUAUAGUGUUGGAGUAUUUCUAUAGGGUUUUAUUACAUUAAUUAUUAUUUCAAAACCAAUAUUAAAUUCCCCUUCUCUGUUGGUACCUUGAAGAUAGGGAGGCAUGCUGAUCUCUGGUGGUCCAGUGUGCUGGGAAUCUGUCACACACAAAGAAUUAUAGGCACAGUCGCACACACUGUUGCAGGCAGUCACACACACAUCCACACUGUGACGAAAGCACCUUCGUCACUGGGAUUUGAAGAGGCCUGCUUGCCAGCCUCUUGCCUUGUGACUAUGGUCCCUGGGAUAUAUUGCCCUUUAAAAACACUAUUUGGGCAUAUUGGAUUUUAAAGGCACUGUUUCUGCACCUUGGACUUUUAACUGGAACAGAUUCAAACAUGUGGCGGCGGCCAUCUUAAAUUGUCCAUCAGUGUUUUGCCGUCGAGUGUAUGGAGCUGUUUUGGGCAUGGGAACAUGUGCACGGUGGGGCAAAACUAUGACUUUCAGGAAAUUCCUGAACCGAUCUGGGUGAUUUUUUUUGGAUAUGUUGUUCACCCAGAUUGGGGCUAUCAGGGGUUGUGACUUUGUGGGGAUAUGUUGUAUUUGGGUUUUUUGUUUUGUUUUCUGCUUCGAGUUAAUCAAGGCAGAGGGGAGGGCUUGUGUGCUGUAUGUGGGAGUGUCGGACAUUGUUGUAUUGAUCUGAUUGGUUUGUGUGCCUGUGUUCCAUCAGGCCCAGGGGGUGUAUAAAUUGUGAGUGCUGGCUUGCAUUGGUUUGUGUGCCUGUGUUCCAUCUGGCUUGAAGAAUUGUAUAAAUUGUGAGUGCUGGCUUGCAUUAAACAGACUUGUUCUACCCUUCAUGAAGUUUCAGCUCAUGUUUGGGGGAUUGGAGAACUACCUACACUCUGGGGAUUGCUAUAAUCACUAUACUUCCCAGAGUAAGCUCUUGUAAGAGCUUGUUCCUGCUCUCUGGAUUUAGGAGAGGUCUGCCUACUGGAAGCUGGUCCCUGGUCUUGGGCCCAGAGUAGGAGGAAGACGGCGAGACCCCAACUAAGCUGCGACGGUUCGUGGGGUCUGCAGUGGUUAUGGUGUCUAGUGGAGUGCUGGGAGCCCUUGGGAAGCACUAGGAGCAUGCGUCAAUGGAAGGUACCCAGUCGGGGUGCCAGGCAAUCCGAUACACACACAGUUAGACAGUUACACACAGACCGUUGCAGGCAGACAGUCACACACACAGUUACAGGCACAAAGAGAUAUAUAUAUUUUUUAUAUAUAUAUAUAUAUAUAUAUAUAUAUAUAUAUAUAUAUAUAAUAUACACACACACACACCUCUGCAGGUGUGCACACACUGUUAUAGGCAGACCGAUACACAUACACAGUUGUAGGCAGUCAAACACACACACACAGUAAACGUCAGACACGCACACACAGAUACAGGCAGACACACAUUUACAGGUAAGAAGUGACACACUGUUACAGGCAGUCAUACACACAUGCAGUUACAGGCACACACACAGUUGCAGACUCACACAUAUACAGUUACACACACACACACACACACACAAUUACAUACAGUCACACACACCCCUAUAGUUACAGGCAGACAGUCGCACACACUUUGGACUGGAGUGAGGAGGGAAGGCACUGCAGUUUCUGGUACCUAGUAGUUGGGAAAGCAGGGGCUCCUUCCUGCUUCCCAUUUAGUGUGCAGAAGUUUGUACUACUGCAUGUACAAAAAACUUCAGCAGUCCUGGGUCAGCUCAAAUAUGCAGAUUUUAUGUGCAGAAUAUAAGUUCUUUGUAAAAUAACACUCCGCGUGCAUUUUAAAGGUAGGAAGAGAUUCUAGAUUCAUUCCUGUGAAUCCAUCAACCCUCAAAAUCUAGGGAUCCCAUGUUUUGUAGCAUGAACUUGAAGAGUUAUUUAGUAAUGAUAUCAGUUUAUCCAUUUAAAUGCUUUUCAGAGAUUUUGAGGUACACCCUGCAAAAUGAAGGAACACUCCGGGCACCAUAACGGCUUCAGCCCAUGGUAUUGAUUAGGGUCCCAGGAGUUAAGUGGCAACCCUGUUGAGUUAGUAGUCAAACCAUUUUAAAGAAUGGUUUGACAAUGUACCAGAGUCCUGCUAGGCACCCGUUGCUUCUUCUUCUGCUGCAGGAAGCUCCAGCCACAAAGCUAAGCCCAACCGUGCAGGACUGCACUCAUUGGCUGGGAGCUCUCACCCUAUGAGCAUGUCCUUUUGAGCUUAUCUCAGUAGACCCAACUCAUUGCAGGGGUUUCCAGCAGCGGGGGAGGCGGUGGUGGACAUCUGUUAGGUUGUCAAACUGUUUAAGAAUGGUUUGACUACUUACUCUGGGAGAGAGCCAGGGCAUUGCUGGCACCAUAACUACACUGAGCUGUAAUGGUUUUGGUACUUGUAGUGUUUCUUUAAGGUGGAGGCCAACCUUUAGUUAAAGAAUGUGUGAGUUGUUUUUAGUAUUGGGGGCACCUUCUUCAAAUAAUAAAGAAGGCAUAAUAUUCUGCUUUUUCUUUUCCAGGCUGUGUUAACCUUUCCUUUGCAUACGUUGAAGGCGAGAGUUUGUUGAUGGCUUUGAAAGAUGUGGCUCUUUCAUCUGGCAGGUACAGUAAACUGUUGUGGAAAUCUUCUGUGCAGUUUGAUGGGUCAUAUGAUUGACUGGUGAACCAGCAUAGUACUGAUUCCCUUGAAGCCAGGGAAUAUAAACCCUUGCUAAAGAAAUUAAUUUUUAAAUAAUUCAUAGUGGAACUCUCCCUGGAUUAGUCCACAUAACAGAUACAUUCACACACACCAGCCGAUAAACCCCCCCACUAUAGACACCAUUUGAUAUCAUUGCUAUUUGACUAAAUUCUAAAUUCCGCACCAUAAAACGUGUCAUUCAGUCAGACAAUCAAUUAUAUGAAGUUCUAUGAAGAUUCACCCAAUAAUAUUCCUAGUUUUAUAUAUACAUAGGCCCUUGCUUCUCUGUACCCAGUUUGUUACGAAGUAUUAUUUCUGUGAAUGUGUACCGGGUGAGUGUUUUCUGUAAUUGAGCUAUUACUUUGUAUUUUUUUCCAUUUUAGUGCUUGCACGUCAGCAUCAUUAGAACCAUCUUAUGUCCUUCGAGCCAUUGGAGCAGAUGAGGAUUUGGCUCACUCCUCUAUCAGGUGUGUCCUGUAAAAAGUUAUACAUGAGACAAAGUGGAAAUUGCUGUAACUAACGGCAAAAUGUGAGACAUACUGGAGCUUACCUCGCUACAAGCUUUGAGUUGUGACCUAGAAUUUGUAUCUUCUUAAGCAAUGCACAAAGAAAUGCCUAUAACCACUACUUGCAUGUGCACAACAAGGUCAGCGAAACAUUCCAUUGUGUUGCUGGAUGUUCCAUAGCCCCCCCCCCCCCGUUUUGUAGACUUGUGCGCACGCAAGCAAGUGUUGCACCAGUUGGUAGUGUACAUAGCGGUGUAAAAACUUAUAAGGAAAUGUUAUUCUGAUAUUUCUUUCAGAGGAAGUUUGGAACUCUGUAGAGAGUGUUGCAACUGAGGACAGGCUGUUUUAUACAGUUCACUACACUGUGGUCCUACUUGUAAGCUUGUGUGGCCUGCCAUUUUGUGUUUGAAUCAUUGUUACUCUUAUAUGUUACUACUUCACAAAAACAGCACUUGGUUGACUGUGCCAGAUUUAACAAGACAAAAAUCUUGAGCUUGUUGAAAGACAAAGUCAGAAGCGUGGCCAAGGCCAAUACUUAGAAAGGCAGGCUAUGGAAAUUAGAAACUAAUUCUACAACAAGGGCAGAGAGGGCCCAGCAGUGCUUUGAGGGCCUAAGAAGUUUUAAUAAAGUAGACUCUCAUAGCUACAUUUUCCCCUGAAACACUUCCUCCAUUUUAAGCAUGUCACCAUUCACAAAACCUGACCAUACAGGUGUCAGUGCUGUGUGUUUCAUUAUUUAUGCUCAUCUUUGCUUCCUGAACAUGGCCAGGUGUCCUAUAAUAUAUGAUAUUGUAGGUUAGGGUUACCAAGAACUGGCAAAUUGUUAUGGCAAAUGUACUCCACUGUUGGCCACCUCUUCUCUGAGGACGUUGCCUACUGCAUUUAGGGAUGCCACAAGAAACAGGUUGGUUAAAUGUUUAAUGUUUGCACACAGGAGUAGUGUAGGAGUGUUAUACUUCAUAAUUGUUCACAUGUUCAUGAGGCUUCUGUUUUUCUCUUAUGUUUUAGAUUUGGCAUAGGACGCUUCACCACAGAAGAAGAGAUCGAUUAUACUGUCAGCAAAUGUAUCCGUGAGGUGAAAAGACUCCGUGAAAUGAGGUACUGAAGCUUUUUUAUUUGUGUUGGUGUGACCGUAUGUCUGUACCUGCCAUAACUAUUACUAUUUAUGACAUUAACAUCAUUCCUGUGGGUAGGAUGUUCCAUGCAAUCCUACACAGAAUGGGCUUAAAUGCCUGUAUGGCAUUAUGGAACACUCUGGGGCUCCCUGAAGGCAGAGCUGCUUAGAGUUCUUAAUUCAUAAAACCGCAGCUGAGCGAUUGGGUUCAGCCAUGGUGAUUUUUCUGGGUCUCAGGCUGCUUCAAUGAGACAACCCAGGAUUUCCAUAGACCCCCCCCCGCCCCCCCCCCAAUGUAGGCAGUAGGACAUGAUACUUCAGAGAGUGUCUAAAUUAUUUACAUUUAGCAAUGGUCAAACCUCUAAGGUUGGACAGACGUGCUUAUGUGAGACAGAAAGUGAGAAGAAGCACACAAAGUGUAUGAAUAAUGAAGAUCAAGUUGACAAGUGAAAUCAUGGAUCAGUUUUGUAAAACUAUUGACAGGCAAUCAGAGUGCAGCACUAACUGUAGCCUGUGUGAUUUAGUGUUUCUUAGUAAGCGAUUUGUGCCAAGCAGGGGGAUCUAGGUGGAUUAAGAUAGUAUGGGAUGUAUUCUAAUAAGACCCAGUCACGGGUCACUAGUGUCCUAAAGUUGGCUUGCGAUAACCAAUGAAAAUGUUUUGUUUUAGCAUUUAAUGAUCAGUUGUCUUAAAUUAUUUUGUGUUUACUUCACAGCCCACUGUGGGAGAUGGUACAAGAUGGCAUCGACAUAAAGAGCAUACAGUGGACUCAGCAUUGAACAAAGCACUAUUCUGGACUUGGCCACUGUAGAUAAGUUCUACAGCUUAGUCCUUUGAGAUCUGUUACACAAAACAUAAUAUUAGUAGAACUGUCGCCCUUGUUUUAGCAGAGGGGUUUGUCUGAUGCGUGUGACCCUAGCUUCCUCCUUUUUAUUCAGUGCAGGGUUAAAGAUUCGGCAUUUGCAGGAAAGUAGCACAGUUGCUCUAUCACUGUCUACUGCAGAACUCGUAAUAUGAUAUAUUGUAUGUAUCCUAUGUUAUAUGGGAGUAUUUAAAUCCGAUAUAUGUGGACUGUGGCUCUCCUACUGACUUGCGCAUCGUGGGAAUUUUAGUUUAACAUUUAGAGAAGAAAAGCAAUUUACAAUGGCUGUGGCUGUAUUUGAUGGUAAUAACUUGCCAUUUGCCUUUGUAUUAGAAAACAAAAAUGUAUUUUUUUGCAAAAACAAAAAAAUAUAAAAUGGAUUCCUAUUCUCCUGGAUUCCAAUGUCUGAUUGGGCUCUGGGUUUUCACUUUUCUUUUUAUAUCUGACAAUAGCCCCCUUAACUGUAUUCAGUCUUGUUCACGAUAUCAUGAAUAGGACAGAGGUACUUUAAAUGUUUACUGGCAAAUCACAUUAAUUAUAUAUUUAUACUAUUGGGAAAGAUGCCUUUUUCCUACUUGCAAAUGCAUUAUCAAAAAUAUUGUUAAAAAUCCACUUUGCGGUGGUGGUGGUAUUUGCUGUUAUUGUCUUCUUUAGCUUACUUCGACAAAAAAGAAAUGAUUUAAAAAUUUGAUGGAUUUGUUAGUUGCAUCUCCCAGCAAGCAAAGUAUAUACUGCCAUUGAUUGAUUUGAUGAGCAACUGGCAGGGCGACUGGCAUUUGGUCUAUUUAGUGUUAAUAAGACCAGUACCCCAGAUAAAUAGAAAAGAAAACAGAAAAAUUGCUUUUUUUUUCUUUCUUCAAAGUAAUGUCAUAUGAGUUCUUUUAAAUAGUUCUCCAUAUAAUUCUUAAAGGGACACUAUAGUAACCUGAACAACAUUAGCUUAAUGAAGCAGUUUUGGUGUAUAGAACAUGCCCCUGCAGCCUCACUGCUCAAUCCUCUGCCAUUUAGGAGUGAAAUCCCUUUGUUUAUGAACCCUAGUCACACCUCCCUGCAUGUGACUUGCACAGCCUUCCAUAAACACUUCCUGUAAAGAGAGCGCUAUUUAGGCUUUCUUUAUUGCAAGUUCUGUUUAAUUAAGAUUUUCUUAUCCCCUGCUAUGUUAUUAGCUUGCUAGACCCUGCAAGAGCCUAGAGAUUGAGAUACAAUUAUUUAAGGUAAAUUACAUCUGUUUGAAAGUGAAACCAGUUUUUUGUUUUUUUUCAUGCAGGCUCUGUCAAUCAUAGCCAGGGGAGAUGUGGCAAGGGCUGCAUAAACAGAAACAAAGUGCUUUAACUCCUAAAUGACAGUGAAUUGAGCAGUGAAACUGCAGGGGAAUGAUCUAUACACUAAAACUGCUUUAUUUAGCUAAAGUAAUUUAGGUGACUAUAGUGUUCCUUUAAAUAGAUGUAUCCAAGUAAUGUCAUACUAUUCUGCCCACGGCUCCUGAUUAGUACUUUGCACAUUUGUGCCAGGUACCUCUUUGACCAAUCUUGUUAGUGAGGCAAUCCCAUGAUGUUCUUUAAUUGUGCCAACUAAAGGGGUGUUUUAAGAAAGAAUUCUCAAGCAUGGUAAAACCUUAUUGAUUACAUAGAAUUUCACAAGGUUUGGCAGGGUAGCGAUAGAAGAGAUGCCACAUUGUCUUACAAAAUAAAGGAUGUUUGCUGCAGUGAUGUCAAAAACGUUUGAGAUGGUUCCUUGAAAUGUUUCUGUUUUGAAAUAGCUGUUCAGAUUUAAGCAUGUUAUUUUGAAUGCCUUCAGUGGUUCGAUAUCUGGAAAUGUCAUGUCAUUAAAUCGAUUUUGCUGCCGAGAGGUUCUGUGCCUGCAACCAAAAAACACUUGAACAUUGCAGUCUCUAAACGCACAUUACAUAUUGCAUUCUCUAAACGCACAAGGACACACAUUUUGUGUGCUCCACACUUUUUGUGCAAUAUGUAAGUAAGAUAAAGCCGUGGUUCCUAAACUUGGGAACUUGGGUUGGGAACCACUGCUUGUUCUGUAAUUCAAAGCUUAAAUUACUAUUAACCAAUUACAAGUUGCAUAUACAGAACUUGGUUUCACUUUGCAGGUGCCUCUGUCUUUUCAGCUCCAGUACAAUUUAAACAAAACAAUAAUACUCACUGCUGGCUGUUCUUUAACGUUUUGCCUUAUUUUUGCUCAGGAUUGUAAAAAUUUAAAUGUGAAUAUUGCUCCUGACUAUGUAAAUCAAUAAAAAUAUUUGACUGUA
This is a messenger RNA of Pelobates cultripes (western spadefoot toad), 28247 nucleotides long. The record is from the annotation of a GenBank genome assembly. Lineage: Eukaryota; Metazoa; Chordata; Amphibia; Anura; Pelobatidae.